CUACCACUCUCCCUCCCUUUCUCCCUGCUUUCCUUCACAGCCCAUUUCUCCUUUCCUCUUCUCUCCUCUUCUCUCUCUUCACCUCCUCAGCUCAGCCUUCUUUGGGAGCAAUACAAGAGAACAAAAACCAAACUACAUUUCUCUUACUCCCUACUCCAACCAGGUUUCGGCUUCUCCCUUUCUGCUUGUGUCUUCUGCUGCUACACCCCAUUUGGGAAAUAGUAGAAACUAAAUUCACAAGCACUUGAUUCUUGUUUAUUGUGGUGAAUCUUCAUCUGGGUCAUCAAAAACCUUUUUUUUGGGGGGAGAUUCACAAUCUCAGCUUUUCUUCUCUGUGUAAUUCUAAAAUAUCUAUCCAUGGAAAAGGAGAAGCAUUUUAGGAAUGCUGGUAGCCCACCUGCCCUGAGCUAUGCUGCCGCUUCGUCAUCUCCACCAACCAAUUGGCAUUCUUCGACCUCAGCCAUGGAGCUUCCACUGGGAGACCUGAAUGGUACUUCAGAGCAAUUGCCCAAUUGCUUCCUCAAUCUCAAUUGGGAGAAUUCAAUGGAUCAGAGUGUUCCCUUUGAGUCAGCCCUGAGCUCAAUUGUUUCUUCUCCUGCCACAUCAAAUACCGCCGUCGCCGUUCCAACUGACAGCGUCGUCAUCAGAGAACUGAUUGGGAGACUUGGUAGCAUCUGCAAUUCCGGAGAGAUCUCCCCUCAGUCUCAAACAAUGGGUGGAAGUGCAGCUGCUUCUUACAUUGGGGGAAACAAUAGCGCCAACACUUCCUGCUAUAGUACCCCUUUGAAUUCACCACCAAAACUAAAUCUUUCCAUGAUGGAUCAUCAGGUCACGGGGAAUCUACCCAUCUUGGGGAAUUCCAUGCCUACCCAUCCCAGUUUGGUUCCUUUUGCUGCUGAUCCUGGAUUUGCAGAGAGGGCUGCGAGGUCAUCCUGUUUUGGCAGCCGAAAUUUCGGCGGAUUAUCAAGCCAACUCGGAUUCAAAGAAGCUGAAUUCCCUUACAGAUCAGUGCCAAGGGUGGGUAAUGGAAAGCUAUCGAGAGUCUCCAGCAGCCAAUCUCUCAAGGCUGUUGGGUCUCAGAUGGGUAGCCAGGAGAACAAAGAAACUCCAUUGCAGGACACAAUUGAGACAGAGAUGAGAUCCAUUUCGGCUUCUGAUAGGAAAUUCAGUAAAUUAUCGAGGUCUUCAACACCAGACAAUGCGGAGGAAUUCGCAAAUUCUCGCGAGGAAUCCUCAAUUUCUGAGCAAAUCCCAGGUGGGGAUUCUACCAUGAAAGCUUCCAAUGCUGCCAAUGCCAGAAAGAGAAAAGCUGCUCAAAGAGGAAAAGCAAAGGAUACCCCUUUAUCCUCUACAGUAAAAGAAUCAAAGGAAGACGAGGACCCACAUGCAAAGAAAAGCAAACCAGCUGAAGCCACUGCAAAGGAGAAAGAUUCACCGAAGGCAAAGGCAGAACCCAAUGGAGGUACCAACAGUGCAGGGGAUGAAGGUCAGAAGCAAACCAAGGAUAAGUCGAAACUGCCGGAACCUCCAAAGGACUACAUCCAUGUUAGAGCUAGAAGAGGCCAAGCCACUGACAGCCACAGUCUUGCUGAAAGGGUCCGAAGAGAGAAGAUCAGUGAACGGAUGAAAUUCCUUCAAGAUCUUGUACCGGGUUGCAAUAAGGUGACUGGUAAAGCAGUUAUGCUCGACGAGAUUAUAAACUAUGUUCAGUCACUGCAGCGCCAAGUUGAGUUCCUGUCUAUGAAAUUAUCCACUGUGAACCCAAGGCUUGAUUUCAACAUGGAAAGUCUACUCUCAAAGGAGAUGCUUCAGCCUCGAGGGUCGUUGCCACAUCCAAGUUACCCAUUAGAUUCUUCGGCGUCUGCCUUUCAAUAUGGGCACCAGACCCAGCAAGAACCACCCCAUCAAAGUGGAAUUUCUAAUGGAACAGAGACUCAGUGCUUAGUGAACCCAUUAGAUGCCGCGUUUCGUCUAAAUCUUGGUGUGCAAUUAACUCCUGCUGAUGUUUUUGGUGAAGCUGCUUCUCAGCUCUCCACAUUCUGGGAGGACGACCUCCAAAGUGUUGUUCAAAUGGGCUUUGGCCAGAACCAGAGCCAGGAAGCAGGAUUCCAGCCACAGAGUUUCCACGGCUCAUUGUCAUCUACCCACAUGAAAAUUGAGCUCUGAUCAUCAUUUACUAAAUUUGUAUUUGGUUGAGGCCCCAGAUAAAGAAGGCCUUUGUACAUACAGAAAGAUGUUGAUUCGAACCGGCACACGAGCUCCUGAAUUAUCAACCAUUAGCCCAGAGCAACAGAUUUUUUCCCCCCUUUUUUGGGUCCCCUUCUUUUUGUUGAUCUGAUUCUUUGGAGAAUUCUUACAAGUGUCCUUUGUAAAAUUUUAGGACUAAUUGUAUUCUGUGGUGCAAAAUAUAAUUACCAAAUAUAAGCUGUAACAUGGUAAGAAGAACACAAAAGUGAAAGGGAGGGAGGAGUUUUGACACCAACUUCUGAUCCAACCUUUGUUGGCAUUUCAACCUUACCAUCCAAUAAUACUAUUAUUAAUUGAUU
Molecule: messenger RNA, 2546 nt
Organism: Telopea speciosissima
Lineage: Eukaryota; Viridiplantae; Streptophyta; Magnoliopsida; Proteales; Proteaceae
Product: transcription factor bHLH78-like
Exons: 8
Coding region: 358-2166 (602 amino acids)
Biological process (GO): regulation of DNA-templated transcription
Cellular component (GO): nucleus
Molecular function (GO): protein dimerization activity; DNA-binding transcription factor activity
Source: RefSeq, a predicted model, not a curated record